CAUUGCGAUUCCCUCCUCACCUCUCUUGCUUGCAGCUUCACUCCCUCCCCUUCGCCACCCACAGCCCUUCUUCCCAUGCUAACCUCCCACAGUGGCCAAUAAAUCCUGCAAAACCCCACCACAGUCCUCCCUCCCAUACCCUUCCAAGAACCAAAGAAGACCACAUCAAUAAAGCAGACAGAGAUGGCUUCCGUCCCUGGAGCUCAAUCUCUCCCCCUGCUCCUCUUCUUCCUCCUCCUGGUUGCUUCUUUCUCCCGCUUUCCAUGCUCAGCUGAUGCGGUGACCGGGCCGACGGCGUCGAUAAAUCCGGUGUCGGCGGUGCCGGGGCUGCGGCCGGUGCUGAUCGACGAGGCCAAGCGGCGCCGACUCGGUAACUUCCAGAUAUGUGCCCUCUGCACCUGCUGUGGAGGCCCCAGGGGGCUCUGCCUCCCGUCUCCCUGCUGCUACACCAUCAACUGCAACAUCCCCAACAGGCCCUUUGGCUUCUGCUCCUUCACCCCGAGGACAUGCAACUGUUUUGGGUGCCACCUCUGAGAAGAAAGACUGUUCCUUUUCUUCCCUUCUUACCUUCUUAUUUGAGCUUCUGCUUUUACUGGUAUUGUUUCUCAAAUGUCAAAU
Messenger RNA from Musa acuminata subsp. malaccensis (wild Malaysian banana), 618 nucleotides. The record is from RefSeq and is a predicted model, not a curated record. Lineage: Eukaryota; Viridiplantae; Streptophyta; Magnoliopsida; Zingiberales; Musaceae.